Archocentrus centrarchus (flier cichlid) is the source of this 288-nucleotide messenger RNA. Its product is annotated as C-C motif chemokine 13-like. Gene Ontology annotation, cellular component: extracellular region. Gene Ontology annotation, biological process: immune response. Lineage: Eukaryota; Metazoa; Chordata; Actinopteri; Cichliformes; Cichlidae. Gene Ontology annotation, molecular function: chemokine activity. The coding region runs from base 19 to 288 and encodes 89 amino acids. The record is from RefSeq and is a predicted model, not a curated record. The transcript is spliced from 2 exons.
AUUAUCUUGAAUUUUGUCAUGAAACAGAGGUGUUACUUUUUGAGUAAGCCUAAUGGUACAUAUGCUAAUGAUCUUUUCUCAGGUGCAAAUGGUCCAGACAACUGCUGCUUUGUGUUCUAUCCAAGAAGAAUUAACAAAAACCUCAUCAGAUCAUAUAACCUGACUGAUCCCCGGUGUCCAAAGGCUGCAGUCAUUUUGGCUCUCAAAAAUUCUCGUCAAAUCUGUGCGGAUCCGUCUCUCUCCUGGGUCAAGAACAUCAUGAAAAUUGUGGACAAGAACUCUUUUUAA